Messenger RNA from Amoebophrya sp. A120, 3117 nucleotides. NCBI's taxonomy places the organism in Eukaryota, Dinophyceae, Syndiniales, Amoebophryaceae. The record is from the annotation of a GenBank genome assembly.
CCCAGUGCCGGGCUAGGCGGGCCUCGGCGUGCCCCCAUUGUGGCCUUUGGCGCCGUGGCGUAUGGGCCUCCGCAGGUGCCGGCCGCUUGUGCCAGUGGUGCAGAUAGAAAGACCGGGCGCGGGUAUAGUUGAGUUUGGAUGGAGGCCCGCAAGCGGCCCUGCGCCCCUCCGCGCAUUCGGUGGCGCGCAGGGCGGUCUGAUUUUUGGCUUGGCGCGCUCGCUUUCGGCGCUGCCAUACAAACGCCUCCUUCAGUCUUAGCCGUUGUUCGCAGUGUCGGCAAUCUUGUGGACCCAUCUUGCCGCAGUAUGGGGUCGGCCUGCGCAGAACGCGCUUUGUGUCCUCUCGUAGGUAUCGCUGACGUGAUAGCGGCAGCGCGGUGGCGAACGCCAUCGGCGCAUGAAGGCAUCGCUGUACACACCUGAAGCUGCUCGCUGACUUUCCGUGUAUGUGGUGUGUGUUCAUCAUGUUCAUAUAUCGUUCGAGUGACGAGCGGCGAGGCCCAGGGAAGAGUAGUUUGAGUGAUGUAAAUGGAGAGCAGAGUCUAGCUGAAUGGUGUCGCAGUCGUUUAUAAAUCACGAAUUGAUAGUACUUACAAAGACAACCACUACCCUGAUUGUGCUCGAGUGUGGGCAGUCGUGUGAGGGCGACGGCGCUACGUUGAUCCCAAUGUUGUGUGAGUUGUAACUAAGUAGCUAAACUGUACUACUCCACUGAUGGAAAACUAAGUAUGGCAUCAGUAAUGCGAAAAUCUGUAGGUGCAUGAUGGUAUCAAAUACGAAGAACCGAAGAAAAACGUUAACGUAUCCGGUGCCAGUAGCUAGAAACAGCUCAAAAUCAUGGGUCUCGGAGUAAACUAUUUUCUAGCCGAACUAAUAUGGCCUGCGCCUGUUCCUUCGUCGAAGAGCCGUCCUACAUGUGAGAACUCCUGGAGCAACCUGCCUACCUCGAUCACCACGUCUGCGGGAGUGACAAGGAGAUAUUCCACCAAUUCAAUCAAGGCGACGAGCACAGCUUUUCUGAAAGCCAACACUGAUGUCAGCGCUUCUCACGUGCAUCCCAGCUUGCUGAGGCCUGCAAAACGCGCUAACACCCAAGAAUCGGUUGUUUCGAAGCUGCGCACUGCUUUUCCUGAAGAAGAUAUUAAAGGAGAACCAGCUGGUAAAGAUGCUCCCGGUGAUCCUCCUCCUGGAGCCGCGGGUGAUAAAGUUCCUGCACAUGAUGCGCCUGCUGGAGACGAUACUGCAUCGCCGCCAGCGACGGGAGGGGAAAACCCCGAGGCCGGAGCAGGUGGUGGCGGUCCGGAUGCGGGCGCUGCAGAUGAACCAAAGAAAGAAGAUGCAGCAGCACAACCACCCGCCGGGGAGAAGGGGGUGGAAGGAGCGGAAGAGGGUGCCGUGAAAAGCGAAGAGCCAGGUGAUGCUACACCAUCUUCUGCACCCGGGGGAGAACAAGCAGCUGGUGAGCAGCAUACUGGGAAAGACAACGAAGGACAGGCUCCUGCGGCCGGACCAGGACCAUCAGAAGAGCAUAAAGAUCAGCCACCCGGACCCGCUGCGCAGGGAGAUGAAGAACACAAGAAAGACGUCGCAGAGGUUGACUCUCCUCCCCCACCUCCCUCACCAGAAAUGGCUCCUCCGGCCACGGACGACGCUCAAACCACCAAGGAUUUGGGCGCCGCCCCCGAGGAAAACGAUACCGAAUCCAAGGACGACACCAAGGCCGAGAAUGGGCAGGCAACCAGCCCGCUGGACUCGAAGCAAUCCGCCGCCGAGGACGUGCGCAAAGACGGCGUUCUGACGAAGAAACUGGACCAAAAGGCGGUCGAAGAGCAGGAGGAGGCGGCGAAGCGGCUGGCGAUGGAUCCGCAGCCGCUAGAAUCGAUAGCGGCUCCGGGUCGCAGUUUGAAAAAGUUUGACGGCGGCGGUGGAAAGAGCUUUGCGAAAAGACCGGAACCGGAACAGAAAAAGUACGUGAAGGAAUUGCUGAGCGUGUAUUCCAGCCGGAUGGACGAUCUGAAGCAGGUUUCCAAGAAAUUGAACACCUUAAACAAGUUGUACGUGCAGGAGAAGGAGAUGAUUGACAAGGCCGGGAAAAUCGAAUCCACAAUCUCCCACGCCACACCCGGAUUGAAGUGUGCAGCGUGUGCGUUCCUGCCGGAAUUGGCGCACAGCGGGACGAAGCAGGAUAUUUGCGGAGGGGACUGUGCGGGCGGGGUGCUGGGCGGUGGUGGGAAAGGCCAGGCGUGAGGUGCGGUUCUUGGUUUCCUCGUGUAGAAACGUACUGACUUGUAUGAUCGCACUGUUGAGGACAAGUUCUUGAGCUUAUCUGUAAAAUCUGAAUGCAGUAAAUUUUCGGCUCUCGUCCCGAAAGCGGCUAUACACAAAUCAAUGUAGAAGCGCUCGUGUAGUUGCAUGAGAAUAAAGACUUCAUUGAGAAACUGAUUUCACCGUGAGGCUACCGCUGCGAUAACCAAGAAGGUAUGGAUUUUCCCGGCAACAACUGAAAUUCUGUGGUAGCUAGUUGGUUCGUUCUGGCCUGCUACGUCGGUCUUUCCUGCAGGCGCGAAACGCAGUCAUCAAUCAUGUUCUUACAUUUUGAUUCGGUUUUGAGUUUUUUGCUAUCUCUUCCUCUUGCUUCAUGCGGUCAACGCAUGCUGGCGCUGGCGUGGCGUCGUGCUCAUUGUCGCUUCAAAUUAAUUCUCUAAGGUGUCUUCAACAGCAAUCGCAAAAUGUCUACAACUUCUGCAAAAUCAAAUCUGUGCUGUCAACCGCCCAGAGGUCGAUAUCAUUUUUACCAAUAAAGAGUAUAAAAUGAAGCUGACCAUCUCCUACAAAGACACCACGUUCACGCUGGAAAACAUCAACCUGGAGAAAGACACCUUGAAGAUUUUGAAGCAAAAAAUUUCCGAACAUCCUGCGACGAGCAAUUUGCCGGAAGAAAAACAACUGCUCUACAUUAACGUCACAACCGAAGACCGCGAGAAAAUGUCGAAGGCCGUGAGUUGCGCCGCAGCGAUGAUAGCAGACAAGGAGCUGCGUGGGGAAUCAAUGUUGCUAAAGACUUUGUUUCAGGGAGCCGGGGCGCAGCCAUCAAUUCUAUUGCGAAGGAGAUUCUGA